Diachasma alloeum is the source of this 2565-nucleotide messenger RNA. RefSeq lists its product as uncharacterized. Lineage: Eukaryota; Metazoa; Arthropoda; Insecta; Hymenoptera; Braconidae. The transcript is spliced from 11 exons. Gene Ontology annotation, cellular component: nucleus. The record is from RefSeq and is a predicted model, not a curated record.
AUGUCCCAAUUUAAUCCACCACAGAGCUAUACCUGGGAUGAUGAGUUUGAGGAUGGACAAGAGGUGAAUCGCACGAUUCCAGACGAGGUUAUCAGCAUUUACGAAGUUUACGUUAAAGAGGACUCUGAAUCACAAGAUGGAAAGUGUGGAUUGUCUCUGGUGCCAGGCACUCUGCUCCCUGAUAAUGAUCACCUCCUCAUCAACGGUGGCAUUGGCAUACCGGAGGAUGGCCUCAAUGGAGAAGUGGCUGAUGGCGAUAAAAGUGCUGCCAAGAUGUUUGCCAAGAACUCGAUCGAUUCGCAGACCAAUAAGAAGAAGAAUAAGGUUGAGGAGAAGAAAUUGAAGUCUUUGAGUGAAACCCCCUAUUCUCAGACAAAUGGAGAAAAUUCAACUGGUAUUCCUCAAAUCAUAGACAAAGAUGAUCCCAGGUCGAGGCUUCAUUUCGUCAAGUAUCUGAAGAGGGAAGGAAAGACGAUUAAAAUAUGGGAAUGUGGAAUUUGUUCCAAGGAAUUUAGACACCAAUACACCCUGAUGAGGCACUUGCCAACCCACACUGAUGAGAGAAAUUUCAAGUGUGACGCCUGUGGCAAAGCAUUCCGACAACUUUCAACCCUCAGUCAACACAAAGCCAUUCACAGUGAUGCCAGGCCCUACGUCUGUGAAUACUGCAAAAAAACUUUCAACAGGGUUUCAACUUUGAUCUCACACCGGAAAACUCACUCUGAGAAUAAACCACACAAGUGUCCCGUCUGUGGAAAGGGAUUUCAUCAAAAAGGGAAUCUCCGUAACCACGUAUUUACCCAUACCAACGAGCGUCCAUACAAGUGUGAAACCUGUGGAAAAGGCUUCAAUCAAAUGUCCAAUCUCGUGUGUCACAAAGUAAAGGCACACGCUCACACAGAGAGAAUGCAGUACUCGUGUGGUAUCUGUGGAAAAGAGUUUCCACGUAGAUUUUCCCUGCGUUCACACGAGGAAUCUAAGCAUGGAAUCAAAUAUCGCAAUUCUUCGGUGUCACAGAAUGGAAACGAGAGGAAUGGAGAUAAAAAAAAUCUCAGAAUCAUUGAAUUAUCGAGUGAGGAUUCAAUGGAUACCGAGGAUAAGGAGAAUCGUGAUACACAGAAUAUUGAGACAUUUUAUGUUGAUAAAAUCAUUACCAAGGCUAUGGCAACAGCUGUCAUGAGAAAUCAGGUGCCAUUUGCACUUUUUAAACCUAUCAGGGGAAUUCCAGUGCUUGUCAAGGUCACAGAUGCAGGCGAUGGGAGACACAUGCUGACUCCAGCCACUCCCGAGGAUUUGAGAGUCAAUGGUACGAUGAGUUCGCCGGGGGGUAGUUACGAGGGUGAAAAGGGACAGAUGAAGAUAUCUGUUGUGGCAACUGUAACGCAAACCCUCGAGUCAGAUGGGCAAUUCAGUUUUUCGGUUGAGCCGCCUGAUCCAAAUGAAGAUCAUGGUAAAAUAUUCGAACAAUUGAGGGAUCAUUAAGAAGUUGAUAAACCCAUUCCGUUCACUCCCGAGCCAUCAAACACCUCCAGUACAAGUACAUCAAUGGAAGAUUGCAGUGAACUCCUAGAAUUGGCAGCCCAGGGUGGCAUUCAAUUUGUUCGUGCAACCGAGGACGGUAGAUACGAGGUAAUGAGCAACAGUGAAGCACGUGAUCUCAUGGCACAGAAUUCCCAUGAUGUGACGAUACUUGAGGGUCCUGAGGCCGAUGCGAUAAGCGUCAUGCAGGCCAAUACACGUUCUACCACCGCUGACGUCAUUAUUGGUGAUCAAGACAAUCAAAUAAUGGUCCUGGACGUUGGAGCGAAUCAGAAAUCAUUGGACUCGAUUGAGAUACUGGACCCGGGUGCAAUGGGAUUCUUCGGACAAACCAAGAUCGAUGAUUUCAUCAUGGGUCAGCGAGGGGGAUUCGAGGGAAUGCCACUGCCCAGUGAAGAUGACUUAAUAGUACCCCACGACUUGUCGAGUCUCCUCCACCACCAGCCGGACCUCUCGACCCCUCACCCGCCCCCUUGUCCCCCCCAAGACACCUUUACCUAUCUGAAAGCCCCGCGCCUACCGCCAGAAGACUUCAACAUUCUCGGUGUUGACAACAAUUACCUCGAGGAGGGUAGAAUGAGACUGCAGGACUUUGACGAUGUCAUGAAUGACGUCCAGUCACACAUGAGUACAAUGACCCCCGAUAUGAGGUCACUGGGCCUCCCUUACAGCUCGACGAAGCUCGAGACUGGGUCAUUGCCAAGUUUCGCUGAGACUAAAGCACUUGGGCCAAAGUAUCAAGAGUUCGAGGCUGCAUCGCAAUAUCACGACAUCAAGAUAUUUAAUCCCUAUGAUCAGGGAUUGAGGGGCAUUGGUAAUGGAUAUUGUCCGUACAAUGGUGAUAUCGAUGGAAAUUAUCAGAUGAGUGGAAUUAGAGUUUUUGGAAAGAGGAUGUACGAGGAUAAUCAAGAGAGGGACGACAAAUCCGAGGUAUUUAGGGGUUUUUCGGGUAAUGGGUAUUUUGAUCAAGAGGAUAAUGACUUUACCUAUGCGUAUCUCAGUGGGCUCAAUUUACUUGAUAAUUAG